GGAUUGUACUAUUUUAGAAUUUGGUCAAACCAGGCCAUGACAGGGAAGAGACCAAUGACGAACAAGGCAUACCAACAACCAACGCAGAAACACAAGGCACGGCUAGACACUUUCCUUCCAUAAAAGAGUUACAAGAUCAAGUUCAACAAAACACAGAUCGUUGUUCCCAGUUGUUGAACAGAAUUAUCAAAACGGAAAGUGAUAUCUCAACACUUAAAACAAAAACAAAGAAUAUUGAACCCAAACAAAAUGAAACAGAUAACAAAUGUGAAGAAAUGGCGAUACAGCAGCAAAAUGAUUGCAGAAAGUUGGAAUCAGAGAUAUCUGAAAAAAUAAAAACCAUGCAGAACCAAAUAAAGCAACAAGAAAAAAAAUUAGAUGAUAUUAUAAAAUCUUGUUCAGGAUUUGAGGAACAAACAUACAUUGAUGUAUCUGAUAUAAAGAAUCACCUAGACGUACUUACACAAAGUGUAUUUGGGAAAGAAUUAUACAUGCAUGAUUUCUCAGCAAAAGACAUCAAGAACAGUGUUAUACAAGUGUUGGAGAAAACAAGAGAAGAUGUUAGAAAGAUUGAUACACAAACCAACGAAGUGGCUACAGUUUGCUCUAAUUUAAGGGAAACACUUGAUGAACAAUUUAGCAAGCUACAUGUUAAGAAUAAAGAUAUCACGGACAAGCUAAAGGAUAUAGAAACCCGUGUAUGUAAGCCUUACAUGUGUCAAAUCCACCUGGCUAACAACACACCGGUAACUGCUGGAUCGAUUCUUUCUACAUUUAAAGUUGUAUGGGAAUUUAACGGCAAACAUUUUGAUAAAAAAACUGGACAACUUGUGGCACCAGAUGAUGGCUUAUAUCUUGUUAUAGUCACGUUAGAGGAGAAUGCAGAUAAACUCAUUAAAGUUAGUGUGGUAAAGGGAGAUAAGUUUAAAAAAGAAAUUUUUGUAAAAUCUACCAACACAUCAGCAUGUGGAUCUACUAUUGUUGACAUGAAGAGAGGAGAAAAACUUUACUUUAAAGUGGAUUUAGCUGACGAAGGAGCCAUGCUACACUCACCCAGUGGGAUGACUUUUGUUAGGCUGUAAAAAUGUGCAGUUAUGUAAACCAAUAAAUAAUUUCCGUUAGACUGCUUUACGGUUUUAGAUAAUAGAGUUGUAUAUUGUUCUAGGCUUAUUAUUUGAAUAUAUAGUUUACAUGUAAACCAGAAUCA
Messenger RNA from Physella acuta, 1207 nucleotides. RefSeq lists its product as uncharacterized. Gene Ontology annotation, molecular function: protein binding. The record is from RefSeq and is a predicted model, not a curated record. Lineage: Eukaryota; Metazoa; Mollusca; Gastropoda; Physidae.